AUGCUACUCCUAGAACCCGAAAUACAGCCCUCAGCGUCAGCUGGAGAUGCUGCUGCUGGCACAGUCUCCACAAGUACUCGAGAAAACUCCAAAGGUCUGUGGGCACAUGCUGCUGCUGCCACUGCUCUAGGUGUCGCCGUUGCCGCUGCUGCUGCUGCUGCUGACGCCGCUGCCGGGCGUGGGGUGGUUAACGGAAGGAGGAUAGCACAAGAAACUCUGUGGAUACUUCAUCUCCACCCGAAGUUGCGGAAACAAGCGGCUGGUUGUCUCGAGGCAGCAGCAGCAGCUGGUGCUGCUGUUGCUGCUGUUGCAGCAGCAGCAAGUAUUGGUUCGAGGCUAGAAGAUCGGGGGAACGGAGGCGUCGGAAGCGGGCACCAGCUGCGCGGGCGACAACAGCAGCAGCAGUACGCGUGCGUUUCCCCUUUUGCUGCAGCAGCAGCAGCUCCUGCUUCUUCCGUCGCAGCUGAAGAGCAUCCCAGAGCUUUAGGAGCUGCUCGUCAGGCAACCCGGAGCAGGCGCAACAGCAACAGCCAGAGCAGCAACAGCAACCGGAGCAGCAGCACCACCAGAAGCAAAAGACACAGCAUGGUGUCAUUUUUCGACUGUACGUACAAGCCCAUUGCCUUCCAAAACGGACUGGAUGGUGUUUCUUCUGUUUCUGCUGCUGCUUGUUUUGUUGCUCGCUACCUCCCAUCAACUGUCUCAAUGUGCAGCAGCAGAAGUUUUGCGCCUUUCGACUCCCUCUGUAGCAGCAGGCACAGCAGCAGCAGCCGAUCCUGUGCCACAAUUGACAGAAACAACUGCAGCACCUAUGCCAGAUGCAGUAGUAGCGAUAGUAUAGGCAUUACUGACGAAAGGAUAAGGAACGGCAGCGAAAGCAGCAACACCAGCGGUAUCAGCAGCUUGCACAGGGUCCACAGUAGCAGCAGCAAUGACAGCAACAGCAGCAGUAGCAUAAGCAGCUAUACAAGCAUCAAUGACAGCGGCAGCAACAGCAACAGCAACAGCAACAGCAGCACCAAUAGCAGCAGCAGCAAGCUGGGCGGUUUGUUUGGAAAUGAGAUUUUUUGGGGGGCGCAAAUUCGGCAGGGGAACUUAAGCAGGAAGAUUCCGUUUAAAGUACACCGCACAGGUUUGCAACGGCACCAGCAGCGGCACCAGCAGUUUCGCCUUAGGAAUUGUAGCAGUAUCAGCAACGCGAGCGGCAACAAGGGCGCCACUAGCAGCAGCAGCAGAGGCAGCAGAAAGAAGGAAAUUCAGCAGCAGUUUGAGAAAUAG
Messenger RNA from Eimeria maxima, 1278 nucleotides. RefSeq lists its product as hypothetical. Lineage: Eukaryota; Apicomplexa; Conoidasida; Eucoccidiorida; Eimeriidae. The record is from RefSeq and is a predicted model, not a curated record. The transcript is spliced from 3 exons. Bases 1 to 1278 code for a protein of 425 amino acids.